Messenger RNA from Nymphaea colorata (pocket water lily), 1081 nucleotides. RefSeq lists its product as uncharacterized. The transcript is spliced from 3 exons. Gene Ontology annotation, biological process: Mo-molybdopterin cofactor biosynthetic process. The record is from RefSeq and is a predicted model, not a curated record. Lineage: Eukaryota; Viridiplantae; Streptophyta; Magnoliopsida; Nymphaeales; Nymphaeaceae. The coding region runs from base 255 to 965 and encodes 236 amino acids.
ACUAUGGCCCAUGCGUUCCUGAAAGGUUCUCAAUUUUUUAGUGUGGUUUGAAAAUUAAGAGGGAGCCUUUUGCUUGCGCUCUACCGUCAGGAUCAGCUGCAUAACCCCAGCUUCAAGUACUCGUGCCCUCUUUCUCUCUCAACAUGUUUGACAGCAUGCCCCAACUAAGGUAGCCAGUGCUUCUUUCAAUCGCGUUCAAAUCUCUCAGCAGGGGCCUUUGCUCGUGCUGCGAGGAGUAGAAACCGUUUCCUGUCAUGUCUUCUAUGAUCCUUAGACGUGUUACGAGGGCUACUUCAUCAUUCUAUGCUCCUGGAAGACGGCACUUCAGUGAUAACAGCCUUGACCAUGCAAUUAGAGAGUUCAAUAAGGAAAUGGAAACAAUCUUCGGUGAACCUCCUCCCACCUCCCAUGGUUCUCUAACCAGCUCACAUGUUCUGGAAGAUGCGGAACCGGCCCAGUCCUUUUGUUCCCCACCUCUCGAAGUUGAACCUACUCUUUCUCACGUUGGCAGCCGCGGCCAAGCUCAGAUGGUCGAUGUCUCUGCAAAAGAGAGCAGUAAUAGAACUGCUAUUGCAUCCUGCAGAGUCUUACUAGGUGAGAAAGCAUUCAAGCUGGUAGCUGCCAACCAAAUAGCCAAGGGAGAUGUUCUGGGAGUGGCAAGGAUUGCAGGCAUAUGUGCUGCCAAGCAGACUGGCAAUCUCAUCCCUUUGUGCCACAACAUAACUCUGAGUCAUGUUUCAGUUGAUACAAAGCUGAAUCAGAAGGAUUUCGCAGUAGAGAUAGAAGGGCAAGCUUCGUCAACUGGGAAAACUGGCGUGGAAAUGGAAGCAAUGACAGCAGUAACAGUUGCUGGUCUGACCGUCUAUGACAUGUGCAAGGCAGCAUCAAAAGAAAUACGAAUUACUGAUGUUCAGCUUGAGAGCAAAACGGGUGGCAAAACUGGAGAUUGGCAUAGAAAACAAUGAAUUCAUUAUGCCUUGCUAGGAAGUCCUAAUGAUGUGUUGUUGCAACAAAAUAUCAAAAUUUGGAAGUUGCUGCUUGUUAAAGCAUUGAUAGUUACUGAUUGUUCGCCGUUUUUUCA